UGCCAUUGCACAAUCGAAUACAGAAACAUUGUCACCGGCCAUAGCCAUUUCCAUUAGCGGAGUUAUGGAGAUCAACUUGUCAAGCAUCACCCUCCGUCCAUUCCGGCUAUCGGAUGUCGAAGAUCUCAUGACAUAUGCCGGAGACGAGCAAGUGACUCUAAACCUCCGAUGGAAGACUUUGACAACCAAAGAGGAGGCUUUCACUUUCCUCAAAGAUGUGUGUAUCCCACACCCUUGGCGCCGGUCGAUAUGCAUCGAUGAUCGUUCAAUCGGCUUCAUAUCCGUCUUUCCAUGGUCAGGUGAUGAGAGUCACAAGGCUGACAUGGGGUAUGGUAUAGCCCCAAAGUAUUGGGGACAAGGAAUAGUCACUGAAGUAGUUAAGACCGCCGUUCCUCUAGUGUUCAGGGACUUGCCUCAUUUGCUUAGGUUGCAAGCUUUUGCAUAUUCAGAGAAUAAGGCCUCUCAGAGGGUGUUGGAGAAAGCUGGGUUCCAGAGGGAGGGUUUGUUGAGGAAAUAUGAAUAUAUUAAGGGAGAAAUUAUUGAUAUGGUUGUUUAUAGUUUUCUAUCAACAGAUUAGACUAGUAGUCCAAGAGUCCAGCAAUGAAUAAUUGGUCUUCUAUGCUCAAUAUGGGGGACUUUUAUGUAACUUUACUUUGAGUAUUACAGGUAAUUGUAAUGAAGUUUGCUACUAUCAAGUAUGACACAUCUAGUUCUAGUUCUAGUACUUCUCUUAUUUAGAUGUCUGCAAGCUUGCAGCAGAAAUGUGUCCAGUUUCCCUAAUUUUCUCGUCUUUUUUUUUUUGGCAAAGAGUAAGAACAUUAAAACCACAAGCGAAAAAGAACCCCUGACAGAAACAACAAACAAAACUACACAAACAGCAGCCCCUACAAGUGAGGAGGGCCAGGUAAACCAUCAAACGCAAGAACUUCAGCUAAGGGAGAAGGAGGGUGCUGAGAGAGAAUAUACGUCGCUGUCCAAUCCGAAGCAGGGUCAUUUCGUCUGAGAGAGUUGAUAAUAUCUUGGGAGUCAGAAGAAAUGAAAAUGUCCUGCAAUGGGAAUGUGUUGGCUAGCUUCCCUAAUAGCCAGAGCUUCUGCAGCCAUUGCAGAAGGGGCCAUCAUCUUCAUUGCUCUUCCAGCAACCAACAAACCAUUUGAAUCAUGUGCAAUUGCUACAAUUCCAC
Molecule: messenger RNA, 1181 nt
Organism: Rosa rugosa (rugosa rose)
Lineage: Eukaryota; Viridiplantae; Streptophyta; Magnoliopsida; Rosales; Rosaceae
Exons: 1
Coding region: 65-577 (170 amino acids)
Molecular function (GO): acyltransferase activity, transferring groups other than amino-acyl groups
Source: RefSeq, a predicted model, not a curated record